GCAAAUUCCGCUUUUCACGCAUUCAAAUAAACCCCAGGGAACCACUCGCUCUAUUUUAGUCUUGGGCUGUAUGCCUACUGAUCAAAUCCUUCUACGCGUAAAAUCCCCGCCCUUGUUCCUUAACAUACUAGUGCACUGUUCACCAUGACGGAGGAAGACAAGAAUACGAUCAACAGACUCUCUGCAGAGCCGGCCAGCCCGAAACCAGAGUCGCCGACCACGGCGCGUCCUCUAGACUUCGAUGAUGAAGCCCAAGAGACCGGCGUCCCCUCGACUUUCCCCUCAGCGACCCCGAUUCAGCCGCGCGCUGCGGAAGCUGCCCCGCCAAAGCCACCCCGCCCCGUGAGUCCCCGACAGCAGGCGGAGAACACCCUCAAAGAAGCGUUCCCCUCGAUCGAUAUUGGAGUAAUCAGGGCAGUGCUAGUCGCAAGCAACUGGGAUGUGGAACGGGCCUUCCAUGCUCUACUGGGCAUGACCGAUCCUAAUGCUGCUGAACAAGACGUCCCUCCACCCAAACCUCCCCGUCCCUCAGCCGCACAGAGACAGCUCGAGCAAGAUGAAAUGUACGCCCGGCAGCUCGCCGAACACUACAACCGCCGCGCGGCACCGCAGCCUCAGUAUGAGGACGAUCGCGCGUACCAGCGGCAAAGGAGGAGUGAGGAGUCGGAAGAAAAGGAAUACAGCUUCUUCGAUGACGACUUGCCCAUCAUCCGCGAAAACAUCCGCAAGGGCUUCCUGGAAACUCAAUCAAAGGUGAACUCAUGGGUGACGAAUCUGAAGAAGAAGCUAGACGGAGAAGAGUCGGAGGACGAUGGCCAAGCGGCUCACAACCAGCGCGAAGAUCCCUUCGGCCGUCCGCGUCGGAGCGGCGACAAGGGCCGCCGUAGCGGAGACCGCGAGCGGUACGACGCUGACCACCGCGUCUUGAGCGACGACUUCUCGGCUCUCGAACUGAGGGAUUCAGAAGCUCCCCCAGCGCGCCCUCCCCGUCCCCUAGCCAAUCCCAACCUGUACAAGACCUCUUCGCCCUCGCCCGACCGACGCAAGGUAGCCUUCCAGGAUGGGCCACCCACGGAGAUUGACAAUCUAUAUGAUGCUUCCGAACCGGUCCGCCGCGCCUCGCCCGCGACCGGCAAGUCCAGCAAAUGGCAACCCUUGUCCACCGUGGAACCCUCCCCUGUCGGUGAACACGAUCCGUUCAGUUUGGGGGAUAGUGAAGAUGAGAAGGAUACCCCCGCCAAGGCGAAAGAGACUACCACGGAGGGUUCUUCCAAGGUUGCGACUGUCGAGACAGUACCGGAAGGGGAGUCUAAGGAUAGCACAACAGGUGCUGGAAAGUCAUAAGAGUCAGAUCUUAGGGUUAUGCAUCAUAUUCUGACUUAGUCCCGCGUCACAAGGGUUGUGAUGUUGAUAUGUCCUACAUCAAAUCGUGUCUUUGUCCUUGUGGCUAGAAGCAAUGAUACCAGGCUGAAUCGAUUCUCUGUUCAAUUCUUAUGUUCCCAGCCCAUGGCAAGCAAAUCCAACUCACUCUCGGAGUAACCAAAUACAUCACCAUCAAGACUUGGAAUACGACGGCCAGGCCAG
Molecule: messenger RNA, 1584 nt
Organism: Aspergillus saccharolyticus JOP 1030-1
Lineage: Eukaryota; Fungi; Ascomycota; Eurotiomycetes; Eurotiales; Aspergillaceae
Product: CUE domain-containing protein
Exons: 5
Coding region: 145-1344 (399 amino acids)
Biological process (GO): ubiquitin-dependent protein catabolic process
Cellular component (GO): cytoplasm
Molecular function (GO): ubiquitin binding; ubiquitin conjugating enzyme binding
Source: RefSeq, a predicted model, not a curated record